AUGCCUAAAGUUGACAGGCGCUCGAAGCUGGCUGAGCUUAGGGCUCUGCGACAGUCCGGGAAGAAGGGCAACUACGAAGUGGAGGACGUUGCCGAAUUGUAUGAGGAAGUCGACGAGAAUCAAUACAAGAAGAUUAUUCGAGACCGGUUAGAUCAAGACGAUUUUGUUGUGGACGAUAAUGGCGAAGGAUAUGCCGACGACGGUCGAGAGGAGUGGGAUCGUGCCCCGCAGUACUACUCCGACAGCGACGACGAAUUGGUUGGACAAGGGAGAGGAAGACCGAACAAAGCAUCAAAGAAGCAGCGUGAAGAGGAGGCGGCCAAGCGAGACGCCAAUGACAGAGACAUUAGCGAGUACUUCACCAAGGGGGCUGCCAAGGCACAGGCAAAACCUAAGGUCGUGAAAACGAAGGAAGACGAUGACUUUCUCGCCGAUUUGCUCGGUGAGGUUGAUGCCAAUGUCCCUGCCCCCGUUUCUCGAUCUGGUGGCAAACGCAACAGAUCUCCGGAAAGGCGAAGAGCUCGUGUGCUCUCCCCCGCACCUGAUAUACGACGGCCAUUGACGAAGAGGACCAAGACGGUGGAUGAUAGAUGCCCAUCCCCUACCAUCGAUGACUCGGCCCCCGAAGAUGGUUAUAUGCCCCCAAUGGGAGACGACAGGGAAGACACCCCCACGCUGGACAAUGCAGAUAUUCUCAUGUCUGACCCAGCGCCGUCCUCGCCUGCUGCGAAGGUAGCGCAACGCAAGGCUCAAAUCAAAGCAGAGCCAAAGGACGACGAGGACGAUGAUAUGAUGGAAGUUGCACAUGCAGGUACCAUUACCACUGCCAGUGUGAACAUCACGGGAUCAAGGCCACCCAAAAAACUGGUUAAGCCUGAUCCUUACCCGUCGCCUCUCGACUCAUCUCCUGCAAAGGCGUCUGAGCCAGCUGUGGACUCCUCCGCUUGGAACUCCAUCACGGAUCAGUUGAACGUCGUCAGUAGUUCCCCUGCUGAGACCAGAACUGUUGGAAAGAUAGACUAUAAAGACGCUAUCGAGCCGGACGGCAGCCUCAACAUGUUCUGGACAGAUUACACCGAGGUCAAUGGCAGUCUCUGUCUUUUCGGCAAGGUUUUGAACAAAAAGACGGGAUUGUAUGUCAGCUGUUUCGUCAAGGUAGACAACAUCCUGCGCAAGCUAUACUUCCUCCCACGUCAAACAAGGGUGCAAGACGGCGAGGACUCCGGUGAGGAGGUCGAAAUGAUGCACGUCUACUCUGAGAUUGAUGCCAUUAUGACCAAAAUGAACGUGGGCAUGUUCAAGAUCAAAGCAUGCACACGAAAGUACGCAUUCGAAUUGCCGGGAAUUCCUAGGGAGGCAAAAUACUUAAAAUGUCUUUACCCCUACACAAAGCCUGUGAUCGAUGGAUCAACCAAGGGCGAGACAUUUUCGCACGUUUUUGGAACAAACACCGCUCUGUUUGAGCAGUUCGUCCUGUGGAAGAACAUUAUGGGACCUUGUUGGUUGAAGAUUAAGGACGCUGAUUUCGGUGCCCUUAAGAACGCUUCCCACUGCAAGCUUGAAAUUCUAGUCGAACAUCCCAACAUGGUGUCUCCCCUCAGCGACUCCGAUAACCUUGACACACCUCCUCUGACAUUGAUGAGUCUUUCUCUGCGUACUGCCUUCAACGCCAAGGCCAACAAGCAAGAGAUUCUCGCUAUUAGCGCCAGAAUAUAUGAAAAGCUCUCCUUGAAUGACACUACCCCGGCCGAGAAGCUUCCCUGCCGCACUUUCACCCUUGUCCGGCCUUAUGGGACAGCAUUCCCUCUAGGAUUUGAAACGAUGGCAAAGGAUAGGAAGAGAGGUCUCAUCAAGACAUUCCGUCAAGAGUCCGAGAUCCUGAUGUUCUUUCUUGCUCAGCUCGACGUUGUUGAUCCGGACGUUAUUCUCGGGCACCAGUUAGAGGGCGUUGACUACAGUGUUCUGCUCAAUCGCCUGCACGAGAAAAAGACUCAUCAGUGGUCUCGUCUCGGCCGACUCAAGCGGUCACAAUGGCCAGCUUCCAUGAACAAAGUUGGCGGCAACGUGUUCGCCGAGAGACAAAUUAUGUCUGGCCGCCUGCUUUGCGACCUCGCCAACGAUGCUGGAAAGUCUGCCAUGUACAAAUGCCAGUCUUGGAGUUUGACGGAAAUGUGCAGCCUUUACCUGCCUGGCAACAACCGCCGCCAGGACAUUGACAAUGAGGCAGCACUCAAGACCUGGGCUACUCAAAACAAAGAGGGCAUGAUGAACUACGUUUCCCAUAUGGAAGCUGACACCCACUUCAUCACUGCUCUUGCCUUGCAGGUUCAGCUUCUGCCUUUGACCAAGGUCCUCACCAAUCUGGCUGGUAAUUCCUGGGCGAGAACCCUUACGGGUACACGUGCAGAGCGAAACGAAUACAUUUUGCUGCACGAAUUCCACCGCAACAAGUACAUCUGUCCUGAUAAGCAAACUUUCAGGGGCAGAAUGGCUCAAGAAGAGAACCAAGAAGAGGAGGGCGAGGGCAAGAAGAAGGACAAGUACAAGGGAGGUCUUGUCUUUGAGCCGGAAAAGGGUUUGUAUGACAAGUUCGUUCUUGUUAUGGACUUCAACUCUUUAUAUCCAUCUAUCAUUCAAGAAUUCAACAUCUGCUUCACAACGGUGGACAGGUCAGCAAUUGAGGAGGAUGAAGAUGCCGUGCCUGAAGUCCCCAAGGAUCAGGGUCAAGGUAUCCUGCCCAGGCUCAUUGCCACUCUUGUCAGCCGGAGAAGACAAGUCAAGGCUCUGAUGAAGGACAAGAGCGCGACCACUGAGCAGCUUGCCACCUGGGACAUUAAGCAGCUUGCAUUAAAGCUCACGGCCAACUCCAUGUACGGUUGUUUGGGCUACACCAAGUCUCGCUUCUACGCCCGGCCCUUAGCUGUCUUGACCACCUACAAGGGUCGCGAGAUUCUACGCAGCACAAAGGAGCUUGCCGAGAGUAAAGCACUCCAAGUCAUUUAUGGUGACACUGAUUCCGUCAUGAUAAACGCCAAUGUUGAUAACGUGGCGGACGCCUUCAAAGUCGGCCAGGAAUUUAAAAAGGCCGUCAACGAGCGAUACAGGCUCCUUGAGAUUGACAUUGACAAUGUGUUCCGGCGGAUCCUUCUACAAGCCAAGAAGAAGUACGCUGCCAUCAAUUUGGUUGAGAAAGAUGGCAAGUUUAUUGAGAAGAUGGAAGUCAAGGGUCUUGACAUGAAGCGUCGUGAGUACUGCGGAUUGUCCAAGGAAAUUUCCAGCAAGAUCCUCAACGAAAUUCUCUCUGGCGACGAAACCGAGGUGUCAAUCUCGCGCAUCCACGAAUAUCUCAGAGAGAUCUCGGGCAAGAUGCGAGAACAAGCCAUUCCGGUACAGAAGUACAUCAUUUUCACCCAGCUGGGCAAAGCUCCUACAGAGUAUCCCAACGCAGACUCAAUGCCCCAGGUUCAAGUUGCUCUCAGGGAGAUCGCUCGAGGAAAGAACGUCCGUCGUGGCGAUGUUAUUUCUUAUAUCAUCACCGGUGACCCCCAGAGCUCCGAUCCUGCUCCGAAACGAGCGUACGCCCCUCCCGAUGUUAUGAAGGUGGACUCCGGUCUCUCACCUGACGUUGAGUGGUACAUCGGCAAGCAAAUUUUCCCUCCAGUUGAGCGUCUCUGCGCGAACAUAGUGGGGACGUCGAGCUCCCAGCUUGCCGAAUGUCUCGGGUUGGACAUUCGCAGGUACAAGUCGAUCCAGGACAGCCAACAAGCGUCCUCCGGUAACGACAUGGAGAUCCAUCCCCUAGAAUCCCAGAUUCCCGACGAUGUUCGCUUCGCUGAAUGCACCCGUCUCUCGCUUCGUUGCCGCGCUUGCAAAGUGUCAACUACCUUUGAGGGUCUCCUAGCACAACCUGACCGUGUCUCAGCCUCUGGUGUGCUUUGUGCCUCGUGCGGCUCAACCCUGUCGACUCUUUCCAUCGUAGCCCAGGUAGAGCAUGCUCUCCGCUUACAGUCAGCCCGCUAUUACGAAGGUUGGCUCGUGUGCGAUGACUCAGCCUGUGGUAUGCGCACUCGACAAAUGAAUGUUUAUGGCACCCGUUGCUUAGGACCCAAAGGACUCGCGCGGGACUGCCUGGGUCGGAUGCGUUACGAGUACACUGAAAAGGCCAUUUACAACCAGCUCGUGUAUUUUGCCAGCCUGUGGGAUGUUGAGAAAGCAAAGGCCAAAGCAUCCGCCGAGAGCGGGAACGACCUCUCGCGGGAGGACAAGGAAAAGAUCCUCGCGCUGGCCGAGCACAACCGCGUCCGCUUCGACACGGUUAAGGGUGUGGUGGACAAGUACCUUGACAAGUGUGGCAGACAAUGGGUUGCCAUGGACACUCUGUUCGCGAAGUUGGGCUUCAACAAGCCCGUUAUCGCUGCAGCAUAG
Molecule: messenger RNA, 4425 nt
Organism: Colletotrichum truncatum
Lineage: Eukaryota; Fungi; Ascomycota; Sordariomycetes; Glomerellales; Glomerellaceae
Product: DNA polymerase alpha catalytic
Biological process (GO): mitotic DNA replication initiation; DNA replication; lagging strand elongation
Cellular component (GO): alpha DNA polymerase:primase complex
Molecular function (GO): chromatin binding; DNA-directed DNA polymerase activity; nucleotide binding
Source: RefSeq, a predicted model, not a curated record